UUACGAUAGAAUUAGUAUAUGUUGAAACUUGUCAAGAGGGACCCACGUGGGAAGAUAAACAUAUAGAGCAUGGCAACACAAGAAACACAAGAAAUAGAUCCUGAGGCUGCAGUUAAGCAGUUUAAAGAGUUUAUUGGAGCAUAUAAUAAAAUAACACAGAUGUGUUUUAAAGACUGUAUUCAUGAUUUUACAACAAGAAAAAUUUCAAAUGCUGAGAAUAGCUGUUCCUUAAAUUGCUUAGAGAAAUAUCUGAAGUCCACACAAAGAAUAUCUACGCGAUUUCAGGAACACCACUUACAGUACACAGAUGACUCACCAUACAAGACAAUGGCUGGAAAAAGUUGAUGAAGGCCAUUUUAACGAAGGAGGACAUUAAACUAAAUUUUUCAAGUUAAGAUCCAUUUUAUGGAUCAUUGUGUCCAUAAUGUCAACUGCAGAGAGAUGGGAUAUCAACACCAUGUUAUACAAUUCUUGUUGGAUGUACAGUUGACUUAAUUAUAAAAAUUUAAAUAUAUAGAUAUGUGAAGUCAUUUAGAAAAUUGCAAGGUCAUGGUAUAAAGUACACUAAAAUAUGGAGAAAUGAAAUAGAUGACCUUAUGAAUGAUUUUUUGGGAUGGUAAAUUGACUGAGAUAUAACAAUGACAAAAAUAUGUAUUAAAGUAUUACAUUUAUGUUAAUCUGGUUUUUUUUUAACUGUUGACCUUCAUGAAUUGGACAUUUUAGUAACUCUUCAAAGAAUUAUGUCUCUCAAUCAUGGAAAAGUGAAAUAUAUUGUGUUUGUCA
Molecule: messenger RNA, 783 nt
Organism: Saccostrea echinata
Lineage: Eukaryota; Metazoa; Mollusca; Bivalvia; Ostreida; Ostreidae
Product: mitochondrial import inner membrane translocase subunit Tim9-like
Exons: 4
Coding region: 70-345 (91 amino acids)
Source: RefSeq, a predicted model, not a curated record